Molecule: messenger RNA, 1512 nt
Organism: Dovyalis caffra
Lineage: Eukaryota; Viridiplantae; Streptophyta; Magnoliopsida; Malpighiales; Salicaceae
Source: the annotation of a GenBank genome assembly
AUGGAUAUUUAUAAAACCAUAUAUGUAUUUAUAGUUGUGUUGGCUUCAAGCUUUGGCUUUGGAUCUACUGGUGAUAUAGUGCACCACGAUGACGUCGCUCCCAAGCGGCCCGGCUGCGAAAAUAACUUCGUUCUGGUCAAAGUACCAACUUAUAUUAAUGGUGUAGAAGACAUUGAGUAUGUUGGUGUUGGUGCUCGUUUUGGCCUCACUUUGGAAUCAAAGGAAAAACAUGCUAAUUUAUCUAUACUUUCUCUGGCUGACCCUCCUGAUUGCUGCAGAAAACCCAAAAAUAAGCUUUCAGGGGAGGUGAUCUUGGCUCACCGAGGUAACUGUAGCUUCACAACCAAGGCAAAUGUUGCUGAAGAUGCUGGUGCUUCAGCAAUUCUUAUAAUAAACAACCGGACAGAACUCUUCAAGAUGGUUUGUGAAGUCAAUGAAACUGAUGUGAAGAUUGGCAUUGCUGCUGUCAUGCUCCCACAAGAUGCUGGUGCCAGCUUGGAAAAAUAUUUGACGAGCAGCUCAUCAGUUAAAGUGCAACUAUACUCUCCACAACGUCCAGUGGUUGAUGUUGCAGAAGUGUUCUUAUGGCUUAUGGCUGCCGGUACCAUUUUAUGUGCUUCUUACUGGUCUGCAUGGAGUGCUAGAGAAGCUGCUAUAGAGCAGGAUAAGCUAUUAAAGGAUGGUUCUGAUGAAUUUAUUCAGACAGAUGCUGUUCGUUCUAGUGGUAUCGUUAACAUCAACACGGCGUCUGCAAUACUCUUUGUUGUGAUUGCUUCAUGUUUCUUGGUUAUGCUUUACAAACUUAUGUCUUACUGGUUUAUCGAGGUUCUGGUGGUAUUGUUCUGCAUUGGGGGAGUAGAGGGCUUGCAAACUUGCUUGGUUGCUUUGUUAUCAUGUUUCGGAUGGUUUCAACCUGCUGGAGAAUCAUUUGUUAAAGUUCCCUUUUUUGGAGCUGUCUCAUAUCUGACACUGGCAGUCUCUCCUUUCUGCAUAGCAUUUGCUGUUGUUUGGGCAGUUUUCCGGCGUGUCUCCUUUGCUUGGAUAGGUCAAGAUAUCCUUGGUAUUGCUCUGAUCAUUACAGUUCUUCAGAUUGUUCGUGUUCCAAAUCUCAAGGUUGGAACAGUUCUUCUAAGUUGUGCCUUCUUGUAUGACAUCUUCUGGGUCUUUGUUUCCAAAUGGUGGUUCAAGGAGAGUGUGAUGAUAGUGGUAGCUCGUGGUGAUAAGAGUGGAGAGGAUGGUAUACCGAUGCUACUGAAAAUCCCACGGAUGUUUGAUCCUUGGGGUGGCUAUAGCAUAAUUGGCUUUGGUGACAUCAUCUUACCAGGAUUACUUGUAGCUUUUUCAUUGAGGUAUGAUUGGCUAGCAAAGAAGAAUCUUCGAGCAGGAUACUUCUUGUGGGCAAUGACUGCUUAUGGUUUAGGCCUCCUAAUCACAUACGUGGCUUUGAACAUGAUGGAUGGACAUGGGCAGCCAGCUUUGCUUUACAUUGUUCCAUUUACCCUUGGUAAGUAG